AUGGCCCAAGAGAUGAAGCUGCUGAAGAAGCGUUUGGAGAAGGAGGCGAACAGAGCAUUGUCAAACACAGAUUUUCAAACGCAAAUCAAGGAGUCGGGCCUCAAGAAAGCAAGCAGCCAAGAUGACCUGUCGACGAAUCUCAUUUGCACCGCACUUGCAGUGGCUGAGAAACUGACAGGCGAGGAAGUGCUGACAACAAUCAGAGAUUUGGAAGACAGGUAUGGCAGAGGCAGUUGCCUGAAUUCCAUGCAGAAGCUGCACGCAUUGGCGACAAAGACAACUCCAGCCAAAAGGAGCUUUAUCUUCCAAGCUCUACGGGACAUGAUUUUCCGCAACAUGCUUGAAAAUGAUGAUGUCAGCAAGUCUUUCCUGGUGGGGGACGGGCACAAUACAUGCGGUUUCAUUGCCCUGACAGAACUGAAGCUGGACUGUUUGGCCCACUUCAAGGCGGUGGUCUUACCCCGAGCCCAGAUCCGUGAACAGGACCGCGUCGUCAUUGGAGAAGCAUUGCUGGACCAUACGACAUAUAACAAAAGAAUGCUGGGUGAUGACGUGGCUUGGCAGGGCAUGCUGCUGGAGUCGAGCAUGCAAGCCCUCAGAUUUUUAGAGGAUCUGGUCUACAGCAAGAAGUACGACCAUCACCUGAGGCAGCUGGCUAAAGGAAAGAAAAGCAUGGAGGAGGUCAUGGAAAACGAGGCCCUGAAAGAGAAGUGGGGCCAAAUCGAGCAGCUGAGAACAAACGAGCUUGCAGAGGAGAAGGUCAAGCUGCGGCGCGAAGCCGAGCCCGAGGAAACGCCGGAAGACCCAGACCACGCUGCCCACAAAUCUCCUCCAGCCCGUCCAAAGCCUGGUGCGCAUCCUCCGCACCUGGUGCCGACAGGUACAUCAGUGCCACUUUGCAUCUACGGUGGCGCCUACGAGGCCGCCGAUAGCUAA
Messenger RNA from Symbiodinium sp. CCMP2592, 936 nucleotides. The record is from the annotation of a GenBank genome assembly. NCBI's taxonomy places the organism in Eukaryota, Dinophyceae, Suessiales, Symbiodiniaceae.